Messenger RNA from Didymodactylos carnosus, 1290 nucleotides. The record is from the annotation of a GenBank genome assembly. NCBI's taxonomy places the organism in Eukaryota, Metazoa, Rotifera, Eurotatoria, Philodinida, Philodinidae.
AUGAUUGGACCGUGGUAUGUUUAUAAGGUAUUGGCCCCCAAUUGUUCCUCAUCCUCUUCGUCACCUCCAGCAUCGUCACAGCAACACGAUCAAAAUCAUCAUCACGCCAUUCAUCAUCAACAGCAGUUAGUGCAUCACAAUCAAUCAACUGCUCCUACAAUCAUUCACGCUCAGCAUCCUCCUCAACAACAACAACAACAGUUAGAAUUAUUAGACGAAGUCGAUAUAGACGAAGAAUAUUUACAAUUUAGUGAAGAAACAGCAGCUAUGACUAAUUAUCAUCGACAACAUCAUGGUUCAGAAAGUUUAACUGAUGAUGAUAUGUCUGAUAGUAAAGCACAAACAAAUUUAAUUAUUAAUUAUUUACCCCAAACAAUGACACAAGAUGAAAUUAAAGAUUUAUUUGGUCAAAGUUUAGGCUAUGGAUUUGUUAAUUUUAUUCGUACAGAUGAUGCAGAAAAAGCUGUUAAACAAAUGAAUGGUUUACGUCUUCAAAACAAAAAAAUUAAAGUAUCGUAUGCGAGACCGAGUUCCGAAUUAAUCAAAGGAGCAAAUUUGUAUAUUUGUGGAUUACCUAAACAUUGGCGAACGCAUGAGUUAGAAACAUAUUUUUCUCCUUGCGGCAAAAUUAUUGCCAGUCGAAUUUUAACCGAUUCAAAUACAGGUACUUCCAAAGGUGUUGGUUUUAUUCGUUUUGAUCAACGUUGUGAAGCAGAAAGUGCAAUUAAUAAAUUAAAUGGAACAAUACCGAAAGGUUUUACGGAUCCAAUUAAUGUUAAAUUUGCUAAUAUACCAAAUGCUGCUAAAUCCAUGGUUGGUCUACCAUUAGCGCCAUAUAUUUCUGGCAUAGGUGGUGCGCCAACACAACAAACUGUUUUAACAACUGGACUACCAAUUCGACAACCAUUAAAUAGGUACAGAUAUUCGCCAUUAUCACCAGCCGAUUUUUUUGCUGCAACAGCCAGUUAUCUUCCAACAGCAACCACUACUGUUCCUUCAGCGACGACGUUGCCUCCAUCAACAGGUUGGUGUAUAUUUGUCUAUAAUCUUGCACCAGAAACAGAAGAAUCUGUAUUAUGGCAAUUAUUUGGACCAUUUGGAGCUGUACAAAAUGUAAAAGUUAUUAGAGAUUUUCAAACACAAAAAUGUAAAGGUUUUGGUUUUGUAACAAUGACAAAUUAUGAUGAAGCAUUAAUGGCAAUUAAUUCAUUAAAUGGUUUUACAUUAGGCAAUCGUGUUUUACAAGUAUCAUUCAAAACAAAUAAACCACAACCGCUCAAAUCCUUUUAA